AUGUUUUUGACCUUGGCAAUAGUGACUUUAAUAUUUUUGUAUGUUUAUAUCAAAUAUCGAUAUGAUUUUUGGACAAAUCGCGGAAUUCCAACUGCAAAACCAACUUUUUUAUUUGGAAAUAUUGCAGGAGUUGGAAGAACAAGAAGCAUUGCAGAUUCGUUAAAACAAGUUUAUGAUGAAUUCAGAGAAAAAGAAGAUUUCGUUGGAAUUUAUUUCUUCACAAAUCCAGCAAUGGUUAUCAUUAAUCCAGAGCUUGCAAAGUUAAUUCUUGUUAAAGAUUUCCAAUAUUUUUCUGAUCGUGGAAUGUACUCAAAUAAGAUCUCAGAUCCGUUAAGUCAUAAUUUGCUGACCAUGAAAAUUGAUGACUGGAAGCCAAAACGAAUGAAAAUAACGCCAACGUUCAGUUCAGGAAAAAUCAAGUUAAUGUUUGAUAUUAUAUCUGGAAUCACUGAUAAUUUAGUUGACAAAUUCUCGAAAACAUCGGAGGCAAACAUAAGUGAGACAGUCGCAUUGUAUUCAACUGAUAUCAUAUCAAAUAUUGCAUUUGGAAUCGAAAGCAAUUGCCUAGCAGAUCCAGAUUCUGAAAUAAGGAAAUAUGGAAAGAAAAUAUUUAAAAUGAAUAUAAUAAGAAUCACACGAUUCUUCUUGACUUCUCAGUUCCCAGAAUUAGCAUUCUCUUUGGGUAUUAAAGCCACAAACCAGGAAGCAUCAGGAUACUUUCUCAAACUAUUUAUAGACACUGUAACAUACAGAGAGGAAAAUAAUAUCCGACGAAAUGACUUUUUACAAAUAUUGAUUGAUUUAAAAAACAGUAAAGAAGGACAAGAGAUUGAUUUGAAGGAACUGGCUUCUGAAAGCUUUGCAUUUUUUGGAGGAGGAUUUGAAACAACUUCAUCAACAAUUACUUACUGUCUCUACGAAUUAUCUCAAAAUAAAGACAUACAGAGUCAGUUGAGGGAAGAAGUUGACGAAGUUUUCAGCAAUGAAGGAGGCUUGACAUAUGACACUUUAACAGACAUGAAAUACUUAAACAUGGUUAUAUCUGAAACUCUCAGAAAAUAUCCAGUAAUUCCAAUGUCAUUGAGAAGAUGCACAGAAAAUUACAAAAUACCAAACACAUUGCUAGAAAUUCCAAAAGGAACUAUGGUUAAUAUACCAGCUUUGUCAUAUCAUCACGAUCCAUCAUACUAUCCAAACCCGUCAGCAUUUGAUCCAGAACGAUUUACAGAAGAGAACAUAAAGAUGAGACCAGCAUUCACUUAUUUGCCUUUUGGUGAAGGACAGAGAAUAUGCGUCGGCAUGAGAUUCGCACAGAUGCAAGUGAAAAUUGCCAUCGCAAAGCUUAUUUCAAAUUUUGAAUUUUCAACGUGUGAAAAGACUGAAAUUCCAAUGAAGUACAACCUCUCAUCACCAUUCAUGACACCUAAAUCUGACAUAUUCUUGUCAUUAAAAUUAUUAAAAUAA
Molecule: messenger RNA, 1464 nt
Organism: Chironomus riparius
Lineage: Eukaryota; Metazoa; Arthropoda; Insecta; Diptera; Chironomidae
Source: the annotation of a GenBank genome assembly